AUGCAUCAUAAGCUUAAUAUAAAUAGAGUUUCUGCUAUACUGAGAUUCGAUGGAAUUUGGCCCGUAGAAACAACGGUUACAAGUUUCAAAAUUUUAAAUUUGCUUUUUCGUUUGUUCAAUCUCACCAUAGUUGUGUUAUUAACAUUGAUUAUGUCAGCCGAUGCAAUUGUUAACAUCAAUGAGAUAUCACUCAUUACAGAUAAUUUAUGUUUCUUGAUCGGAUGUUUCGAAACACUAGCGAAGGGAUUUAAAUGUUGCAUUGAAUAUAAAACGAUCAUUCAACUGAUAAACGAUAUUUAUGAACCAAUAGACAUAAUUAAGAAGAGAAAAAACGUUGAAGUUAUGAAAUGGAUCACCAAAUUAUCGCAUUUUGAGCACCGACAAUUUUUGACACUCUUUGGAAUUGUUUUUACAUUAGUAUUAGCACGAAUUUUUAGUGCUGACUUUAAAAAUCGAGAAUUUCCAGUACGUAUUCUUGUUCCAUUUAAUGCAUCAGAGACACCUUAUUAUCACCUAGUGUAUGCUGGAAUAUCUUAUGCUAUUUUGCUUGUUGACUACUCACUAUUCGGUGUUGACGUGAUGGUCAUUGUAUUAAUGAGAUAUAUAACUGUCCAAUUAGAUAUAUUAAUAGCAAAUUGCAGGCAUUGUCACAAUAGUUCUAUUAGAAGUGUUAUCAACUUGCCAUUAAAUAAAAAUCCAAAAACAUUCGAACGGAUAAAAAAUGCUCCUGAUGAUGAUAAUAAUAAUGAGAGCAAUCAAAUAAAGAACUUUGUUAUGUUUGAAAUGCAAGAAAAUAGUGUGUUUGAUAAAAAUAAUUUUGAUUGGAGAUUUAAACACUGUGUUAUACACCACCAGAAAGUAAUUGAUAUUUUGAAUGUAACCAAUGACUGCUUCAGUUUCUGCGUGGUCGUUCAAAUUUUGACCAGUACUAUAUUAAUAUGUUUGAAUGGAUUUCAAAUCAUUCUAGGUAAUGAAAGUCUCCAUCUGUUAAUGAGAAGAUUUUUAGCAAUUACAGUAGUUUUAAUACAAUUAUUGUUUUGGUGCUGGUAUGGGAAUAAAAUGAGUUCAGCAGCAGAGUCAUUAACGAUUAACCUGUGGAUGUGUGGUUGGGAAAAUGAAUACAAGUAUGGAAUACGGAAUACCGUAUCAAUACCAAUGAUACUGUCAUUACAGUCAUUUGAACUUCGCGCUCUUGGUCUUGUUCCUUUAUCACUACAAACAUUUGUUUCUGCUAUUAAAACAUCAUACUCAGUAUUAAUACUUUUACUUACCGUAGCCACGGAGCAGUGA
Molecule: messenger RNA, 1290 nt
Organism: Microplitis demolitor
Lineage: Eukaryota; Metazoa; Arthropoda; Insecta; Hymenoptera; Braconidae
Product: odorant receptor 13a-like
Exons: 6
Coding region: 1-1290 (429 amino acids)
Biological process (GO): sensory perception of smell; detection of chemical stimulus involved in sensory perception of smell
Cellular component (GO): plasma membrane
Molecular function (GO): olfactory receptor activity; odorant binding
Source: RefSeq, a predicted model, not a curated record